AUGGGGAAGCUGAGCAAAGAUAGGAGAGACAUUUACUACCGGAAGGCCAAGGAAAAUGGGUACCGAGCGAGGAGCUCCUUCAAGCUAAUCCAGAUAAACGAAAAGUUCGGAAUUUUCAAAUUAUUUGACCCAGAAAAGUAUGAAAAAAAGGACAAGGAUAAAAUAGGGGACAUAUAUAAUGAAAACUUCUGCUACAAUAUAGUGGACUUAUGCGCAGCCCCUGGCAGCUGGUCACAGGUGCUGAAGAAUAUCUGCCUGUACAACUACUACCAAAUGCUCCACUGGGUAAAUACAAACGAGGGAACUUCACCCAAUUGCGAUGAACACGAAAGGUUUUUAAACGAUUUUUCUCUCUACAUCAAUUUUAACGAUGAGCUAGAGAAGAGGAUAGAAAACCUGCACAAAAAGAAAUUUGUGAAAAAGCCAAAAAUUAUAGCUGUAGAUUUACAAGAAAUAGGAAAUAUGAAAUAUGUGCAAAUUAUACAAGGUGAUAUAACCAAAGCGUCCACUGUGGAUCAGAUUUUAAGAUGCAUGAAGGAGGGGGAGGUAGGAAACGACAUGGGUGAUGAUACCCGUGGGGAUGUUACCUAUGGGGAUGACACCUUCCAGGGGAGUACCCAACCUAAGAGGAAUACUCAGCUAGGUGGACAAAACUCAGAAAGGAAUAAUUUCCCCACAUAUGCACACGCUGUUGUGAGCGACGGAGCACCUGACAUCACCGGCAUGAAUGACAUAGACGAAUUUAUUCAGUCACAACUCAUUUUAUCGAGUUUGAAAGUAUGCUGCUCUGUUUUAAAAAUCGGAGGAAAUUUUAUAAGUAAAAUAUUUCGAGGGGAACACACUGGUCUGCUCAUUUUACAUUUGAAUAAAUUUUUCGAGAGGGUCUACGUGUGUAAACCUCAAAGUAGUCGAAAUAAAAGUUUGGAAUCCUUUCUCGUUUGUUUGAACUUCUCUUUACCGCGAUCCAACAUUACAGCUAUGAGUCAUCAUACAGAGGAAAAAAAGGUUAAUCGUCAGAGUAUGCACGAAGAAGAACUUCGAAAAAUGCAUGCAAAGUUAAUUACGGAGAAGGAUAAUGAGGGAGAAAUUUGCAGAAAGGGAAAAUCUCUCGGGAGGGACGAAAAAAGGGAUGAUACGAUAAUAAAUGGGCAGGAAUUCUGCGCUGAGGGGGAAGACCCCGCUGAUACGAGUGAAGAUGAUAAUAAUGUUGAAUCGGAGGGACACAAAGAAGGUGAUGGAAAAGGUGAAAACGAGUUUGCACACAUAAAUGAAUGUACCAGUGACGAUGCUGAAGCGGGGAAUGUAUUAAAGGGAGACAAACGGAUGGACUGCGACCCAGAACGGGGUGAUACUCUGAUGGGGACAAAAUUUCGAAGGAAAAAUUUUACCCACAAAAAUGUGGACAUAUUCAAUUUUUACUGCUCUGAUAGUGACGAAGAGAUAAAGUAUUUCAAUUCAGACGAUGAAGAGAUUGUAAAUGAGUACAUUGCAUCGGAAGUUUUUAUGAAUGAUAAACUGUUUUCUUUUGUCGCUACGCAGAAUUAUUACGACUCGGAUAAAUCCUACUUGCUCCCGCAGAAUUACAAGAAAAGGCAAGAGGGGAAGAAGCCAUAA
Molecule: messenger RNA, 1614 nt
Organism: Plasmodium cynomolgi strain B
Lineage: Eukaryota; Apicomplexa; Aconoidasida; Haemosporida; Plasmodiidae
Product: ribosomal RNA methyltransferase
Exons: 2
Coding region: 1-1614 (537 amino acids)
Biological process (GO): tRNA methylation; cytoplasmic translation
Cellular component (GO): cytoplasm
Molecular function (GO): tRNA methyltransferase activity
Source: RefSeq, a predicted model, not a curated record